This is a messenger RNA of Talaromyces stipitatus ATCC 10500, 1363 nucleotides long. RefSeq names its product PQ loop repeat protein. Gene Ontology annotation, cellular component: fungal-type vacuole membrane. The transcript is spliced from 2 exons. Bases 215 to 1327 code for a protein of 370 amino acids. The record is from RefSeq and is a predicted model, not a curated record. NCBI's taxonomy places the organism in Eukaryota, Fungi, Ascomycota, Eurotiomycetes, Eurotiales, Trichocomaceae. Gene Ontology annotation, biological process: basic amino acid transmembrane export from vacuole.
ACCCCUCAGACAAGUUCUCCAUGCCACGAAGAGGGGCAUUUUCUAUUCAACUUCUCAUUUAACCCUCUAUAGUCGAAUCCUGUCCAUCUGUCUCAGUCAGGGAAAUUGAAGAGCACGAUAACGUGUCGGGUUUCAGGCUUCGGCUCAUGUCGUCAUAUAAAACCAGUAUUGGAUAAUCAAUUCGGUCGACUCACUUAUACCACUUGACCAAUACAUGCAGAAAACUUGCCGGUCAAUUUUUCUGCAAUUUACAAUAGGAAAUUCAUAUUCUCUUGGCGAAAUAAUGUUUCCUCCGCAAGCUAGUAAUCUGGACAUUGAAGCCCUAAGCGGUAUUCUCGGCUCCAUCUCAAUUGCCUGUUGGGUUGUUGUCUUUUCCCCCCAAAUUAUUGAGAAUUUCCGACGUCAAUCGGCAGAUGGACUGUCCCUUCUUUUCAUUGUUGUGUGGCUCGCGGGCGAUGUCUUUAAUAUUCUUGGAGCAGUGCUCCAGGGUGUACUCCCUACGAUGAUUAUUUUGGCGGUAUAUUAUACGCUUGCAGACAUUGUCUUAUUAGGACAGUGUCUUUAUUACCGAGGGAUUUGGUUUUCUGGCCAGAAAAUUUUGAAGGAAAACAUACAAAACGGCGAAUUGGAGGAGGGAGACGUUGAGGAACCGACGGAGCGGACGGCACUUUUAAAUCAGGAAAAUGGGAAUCGACAUGCUCAUACGAACGGAUCCAAUACACAGCAGCCUCACCGCACUGUUCAAGUUGACAUCACGCACCUUUCUCCAGCGACACCUUUUAUAGACGUUGUUCCGCCUUCAGAGAAUGAAACCUCACAAGGCGCCUCGCGCCCAUCGACUUCCAGCCUCCAAGCUGCUCUUCUCAACACGUUCGCCAUCAUUCUCGUCUGCGCAGCAGGUGUUCUAGGCUGGUACGUAAGCUCUCGUGUAUCCAACAAACCCGCCAACGACGACAACGACCCAUCCCCUGAACCUCUUACAUUCGAUCUCUUGGGUCAAAUUUUUGGCUAUUUCUGCGCCGUUCUGUAUCUUGGCUCACGCAUUCCACAACUCCUCCUCAACUAUCAACGAAAGUCAACAGAGGGUGUCUCGCUUUUGUUCUUUUUGUUCGCAUGUAUCGGCAAUCUCACAUAUGUUUUAUCAAUAUUCGCUUAUUCUCCUGUUUGCCGAUCAGAGGUCUGUGAGCCGGGAGAAGUUGGGGCAAUUUAUGGACGGUAUAUACUUGUCAAUCUGUCGUGGCUGAUAGGUAGUUUGGGGACAUUGUUGUUGGAUAUGGCUAUCUUUGUACAGUUUUUCUUGUAUCAGAAAGAUGACGAUGGUUAUUGAUUGUCGUUGGAAUAAAAAUCCGAAUACCUUGUCUAC